GUAUAUAUAAUGUAGGGCAAAUCAAACCAUGUGGGACAAACGAACAAACAUGUGGUGUGUUACUUUCUUAUUAAUUGCAGUUGCAAGCUGUAAUGCAGAAUCAUUUGAAUUGAAGACGGCUGAUCUGUCUACUCAGACUGUCAGUCGAAUUGUAGGCGGGGUGGAGACCACCGUGGAAAGGUAUCCAUUUAUGGUUCAGGUGUUAUACAAUGGACAGUUCAAUUGCGGGGGUUCCUUGCUGACGUCACGACAUGUUCUCUCUGCGAGUCACUGCUUCGUCAAUUUAUACGGUUAUGUACUACCAGCUAUCCUCUUUACCAUUAGGAUGGGCACAACAUUCCUGAACACUGGUGGAUCUCUGCACCAAGUAUCGAGAGUGAUAGUCCACGAAUCGUUCAACAACCCGUCCCGGGAUAACGACGUGGCCGUGGCGGUGUUGAGUACAGCAGCUACCCUCAGCUCCAGCGUGCAGUUCGCGGUCCUCGGACCCCGGGGACAGGAGCUACCUGACAAUACUUCCCUCACCGCCGUCGGGUGGGGACUCACUAAUGUGAAUAACACAAUGGCGUCAACAGUAUUGAAUGAGGUCACCAUACUGAAAGUCAACCGGUCUGUCUGCGAGGCUCGUUACCGCCUCUUGGAAGAAAUAUAUUCUGCUCCGUUCCCGGUGACCAAUGGCAUGAUUUGUGCCGGAAUACUCGAUGUUGGAGGCAAGGACACAUGCAAUGGUGACUCGGGCGGGCCGCUGCUGUACGGGAAUUUGGUGGUGGGAGUCACCUCGUGGAGCUGGGGCUGCGCCGAGCCGACGUGGCCAGGAGUAUACGCCAGGGUCGCGAAUUAUACCGACUGGAUCGAAGCUAAGAUUCAGCAAUAUAAUUCGGCGACCAUCGGCAGGGUCGGAGCGGUUACUCUACUCACGCCUUUAUUGUUCCUGAUAAUCAACUUAUAAGAUAUUACUAGGGAGACGAGUGAAGGAAGGCUUCAGAAAGCUUCGUGAAGUUAAGACAUUUAAGAAAAUAAAA
Molecule: messenger RNA, 1022 nt
Organism: Helicoverpa armigera (cotton bollworm)
Lineage: Eukaryota; Metazoa; Arthropoda; Insecta; Lepidoptera; Noctuidae
Product: trypsin CFT-1
Exons: 8
Coding region: 29-949 (306 amino acids)
Biological process (GO): proteolysis
Molecular function (GO): serine-type endopeptidase activity
Source: RefSeq, a predicted model, not a curated record